This is a messenger RNA of Cervus elaphus (red deer), 6923 nucleotides long. RefSeq names its product period circadian regulator 3 (gene PER3). Gene Ontology annotation, cellular component: cytoplasm; nucleus. Bases 360 to 3872 code for a protein of 1170 amino acids. Gene Ontology annotation, biological process: negative regulation of transcription by RNA polymerase II; entrainment of circadian clock by photoperiod; circadian regulation of gene expression. The record is from RefSeq and is a predicted model, not a curated record. NCBI's taxonomy places the organism in Eukaryota, Metazoa, Chordata, Mammalia, Artiodactyla, Cervidae. The transcript has 22 exons. Gene Ontology annotation, molecular function: transcription cis-regulatory region binding; transcription corepressor binding.
GGCCCGGGUGGCGUGGGCUCGGAGCCCGCCGGCCGCGGUCGCCCCAAGCCUGUCCUGCGCUGUGAGAACUUUGUGCUUCAAGUGGCUCCUUGCUCCAUCCUGUUCCUGGGUGCGCGGCGAUUAUUGGGGCUGCCGGGGCCGCGGUCUCCCCCAGGGCUGCCCACCCCAGGAGCCACAGCCGGGCUUCCGGAAUCAAAUUGUGUUUCUGUUGACACUUGUCACUUUUAUUUCCAUCCUCCCCCUCCAGGGUGGAUCUUCGGUGGGCGGAGACAUCCAAAAUUGCAGGGAGAAAAGUGCCCCCGUAGGAGCAGGGUUAGUAAUUGCCCGCUAAUGAUGACUGACAUCUCUAAGGCGAUGGCAUGGACCACAAUGAGAAAUACGGUUCGGUCGCCGAUUGCAAAGUAGCAAAGAACAGGCGAUUGACUGAGGGCUGCUGUGCGAAGAUGGAUCCCGGUGAAGAUGUAGAAAGGUCUGGUGGUAAAUCUCAGAACCCCAGGGGGAAUCAGCGUCAUGAACUUGAAGGACCACAGGCCAGUGGUCCUGAGGCCCCCGGGAAUGAUGCUGCUGAGCUCUGGAGGCAGAAAUGCGAGCUGCGGAGCAAAUUCGUGCAGACCAGCAACAGUGAACAGCAAGAUCGAAACAGAGUUUCUGAAGAACUUAUAAUGGUUGUCCAAGAAAUGAAAAAAUACUUCCCAUCGGAAAGACAUGGUAAACCAAGCACACUGGAUGCCCUUAACUAUGCCCUUCGCUGUGUACACAGUGUACAAGCAAACAGUGAGUCUUUCCACAUUCACAGUCAGAACGGAGCACCUCAAGCUGAUGUGACCUUGUGCAGUCUGGAGGAGCUGGCCACUAUUGCUUCAGAGCACGCUUCCAAAAACACAGAUACCUUUGUGGCAGUGUUUUCAUUUCUCUCUGGAAGGUUAGUGCAUGUUUCUGAGCAGGCGCCUUCGAUCCUGAACUGUAAGAAAGAGUUCUUGGAGUCUUGUCAUUUUGUUGAACUGCUUGCCCCCCAAGACAUGAGGGUGUUCUACAUGCACACUGCCCAGGCUCAGCUUCCGUUCUGGAAUAAAUGGACACAAAGAGUGGCCUCACAGUAUGAAUUGGCACCGGUGAAGUCCUUCUUCUGCAGGAUCGGCGGAGGUGAAGCUGGGGAGCCGCAGCGGCCUUACUGCCCAUUCCGGAUCACUCCCUACUUGAUUCGUAUGCAUAGCUCGGCCCUCGCGGAGGCUGAACCCUGCUGUCUCUUGCUGGUGGAAAAGAUGCACUCGGGUUACCAAGACCCUCGAAUCCCAGCAGAUAAACGAAUUUUUACCACAACACAUACUCCUGGUUGUGUUUUUCUUGAAAUAGAUGAAAGGGCCGUGCCUUUCCUGGGUUACCUGCCUCAGGACCUGAUCGGGACAUCCAUCCUAGCGUACCUGCACCCGGGAGAUCGCUCUCUGAUGCUUGCCGUGCACCAAAAAGUCUUGAAGUAUGCCGGCCAUCCUCCCUUUGAACACCUGCCCAUUAGAUUUUGUUCUCAAAAUGGGGAUUACAUCAUACUGGACUCCAGUUGGUCCAGCUUCGUGAACCCAUGGAGCCGGAAGGUUUCUUUCAUCAUCGGUCGCCAUAAAGUUCGAACGAGUCCACUAAACAAGGAUGUUUUUGCCACCAGAGUAAAAAAGAUGAGCAGUGAUGACAAAGACAUCACAGAAAUACAAGAACAAAUUCAGAAACUUCUCUUACAGCCUAUUCACGGGAGCAUGUCCAGCGGCUACGGGAGCCUGGGGAGCAGCAGGUCACAGGAGCCUCAGGUCAGCCUCGUGUCCUCCAGUGAGUCCAGCAGGCACGGCAUGGAUGAGGUGCCAAAGGCACCGUUGACUUUGCAGCAGAUCUGUGCCAGUGUGAACAAGAUCAAGAAUCUAGGUCAGCAGCUCUGCAUCAAGUCGAGGCCCAAGUCAGCAAACAGGCCCGUGUCGGGAGCCCGCUCAGGACGGCCUGGGGAUGAGCAGAAGACCUGCUCUUCCUUCCAGACAGUGAAAAAUAAUAGCAUAUACACUGAGCCCUGUGAGGAUUUGAGAAAGGAUCAGCAUAGCCCAUCCUAUCAGCAGAUAAACUGUAUUGAUAGUGUUAUCAGGUACCUGAAGAGCUACCACAUCCCAGCUUUGAAGAGGAAGUGUAUCUCCUCUGCAAAUACAACUUCCUCAUCCUCAGAAGAGGACAGACAAAGCCACAGAGCAGAUGACGUCCAGGCACUGCAAGCUGUUUCCCAGAUCUCAGCUGUACCUGCAUCAGAAAUUCCCACUAAUGGACAGUCCACAGACGCUGAAGGAGGAGCUCCAUGGACCCUGAGCACAGCGACUCUGAGCCUGGACACAAGCCAGUGCAGCUCCAGCAGUGUCCUUGUCGACAUCCCGCCACCAGACUCAGUGGAAUUGACUCCAGCAGAGCACAUACCGCUGGUGUGUGAGCCCUGGACGCUCAGCACACACCCAGCUCCACUGGCCGCAGAAGCAUUUAGACACUCAGGGCUCACAAAGGCUGUGCUGUCAGCCCACACACAGAAGGAAGAGCAGAGCCAUGUAGAUAAAUUCCGGGAGAAGAUUCUGUCGUCACCCUAUAACUCCUAUCUUCAGCAGGAAAGCAGAAGCAAAGCUAAAUAUUUGUAUGUUCAAGGAUGUUCUGCUUCCAGGCUGACACGAUCAGCUGGUUGCAAGAAGGGGAAACACAAGCGUAAGAAGCCUCUUGUGUGGUUGGACGGCAGGAGCACCAAGGAUCACUUCUGUCCCCACCAGGAUGGACAGCCCUGGUGCCCCUCCUCCACCUCCUGUCCCCAUGCCUCUGGCCCCUUGCUCCCAGCUGCAGUGAUGGUUCCCAGCUCAGCCCCUUGCCUCAUCCCAGCUCCUCCCCUCCCAGCCACGACCUCCCUUGGCAGAGAACAUGAAGUCUUGGUAACUGUACUGCCAAGGCUGCCUGAGCCACCCUUGCCUAGCAGCCUGCAGUAUUUCCCAGCUCUGCCUUCUGCUCACUUUAACACUUUUAUGAACAUCUUCCUGCAUGACCCCUCUCUCUCUCCCCUCUCGUCAUCGUCAUUCUCCCCAUAUCCCUUCUUGGGAGCAGCACCCUCUUUGGAAAUACUCUCUUCGAUAUCAGCAGAGGCUCCAAACCCAGGCCCACCAUCUUCAACCAUCAACCCAAGGAGCAGAAAGAAGUGGGAGACACAGAAUGAAGGAUGCCCCCUCAUUAACUCAGGGAGCAGCUCCCUGCUCCAGCUUGACCUCCUGCAAGGGGACAGGCCCCGAUCCUGUGCAUCCCCAGAAACUGUGUGUCAGGGUAUCAGUGGCAGCGGUGGGACUAAGAUAGAUGGUUUUACUACCAAGAAACCAUCCACAGCAUCACUGCACUCGGCGUCUCCACCGGGAACGGGCUCUGCAGCAUCAGGAAGCAGUGGCAGCUGUAUAAACUUUGCUUCUAGUGAUUAUUCUUCAGAAAUCUCUCAAAAUGGGCAGCAAUCUCAGGACGUACAGAAAAAAGAAACAUUUCCUAAGUUAGCUGAAGAGUCCAUCUGGAGAAUGAUAAAGCAGACACCUGACUGCAUUCUAAUGACGUAUCAGGUGCCUGAGAGGGUUAAAGAAGUUGUACUGAAAGAAGACCUAGAGAAGCUGGAAAGCAUGAGACGGCAGCAGCCACAGUUUUCUCUAGGGCAGAGGGAGGAGAUAGCCAACGUGCAUUCCUGGAUUCGGCGCCGGACGAUCCCUCAGGAAACAGACACCCAGGAUGCGAACAUCCAUAGAUUUUCACAGCCUCAGGGCUCUGGAGCCAAGCCCCCUGCACAAACUGAGACACAACCAUGGCUGUGUCACCUGCGGACACAGAGACUCAGCUGGUGAUGCUACAGACCCCAUGGUCCGGAUCCAGCAGAAGCAGCAGCCAAGUGACUCUGAAGAAGGACCUGCACUGCCUCUCCAGACCUGCUGGACUGCUCCUCCUCCCUGUGAUUCUCUCUGAACCCUUGCAGCUUAAGUGACCAAGAAGCUAUCCUUGAAUGUUAAGGCUUUCCCUUCUUGAUUUUUUAGCAGACAUCAUUUUCCUGAAGCAGACAUUGUAUAUAGACUCUUUCACUCCUCUUUUUUCCCAAUGUAUUUAAACUGUCGAAUAGACUCUUUUUCUAGUUUAUUAGCUGUCCUUUAAUGAGACUGGAUGGCCUCUAAAGAGGUAUGUAUACAGCCAAACUUCAUUUCAGGUGUCACCCCAAAUAAAUUGUAAUUAGGAGUAUGGCAAGAAAAAACCCAAACGUUAGCCUCAUUGGUUUUGUUCUAUUGUUAGGUGAAUCAUUUCCUCCCCCACCAGUAGAGACUUGAAGAAAUCCCCCCUGGAGGUCAUGUACCUCUCCUGACAGUCUCCAUAACCGUGUUGCCCUCUCCUCGUCUUCACACGGUAACACGUGCCUCCACAGUUAAGCUCCAACAUUCCAGAGUUCUCACAACACAGGUCACUCCAGCAUUUACCAGUAUGAAAGCAUAUUGCUCAUUGGUAUCCUGGAAAUUCCUAGUUUUUAGGGUUGAACUUUGAUGUUCAUUCUUGUAGAUGCUUUUCCUUUUUGAUUUUCUGCCUUCCAUUGAAAUCCUGGAAGUCUUUUUAAACAUAGAUCAGCUUGGGCUUCCCUGGUGGCUCAGUGGUAAAGAAUUCACCUGCCAGUGCAGGAGACACGGGUUUGAUCCCUGAUCCAGGAAGAUCCCAUAUGCUGUGGAGCGGCUAAGCUCAUGUGCCACAGCUAUUGAGCCUGUGCCCUAAAGCCCGGGAGCCACAACUACUGAAGUCCACAGGCCCUAGAGCCUGUGCUGCACACCAAGAGAAGCCAGCGCAGUGAGAAGCGCGUGCACCGCAGCUGGAGAGUAGCCCCCACUCACCACGACUAGGGAAGAGCCCAUGCCACAACCAAGACCCAACACAGCCAUGAGUAAAUAAAUACAUUAAAAAAAAAAAAAUAGAUCAGCUUACAGUGGGCUUAUUCCUUGAAGGGUGUAAAUUAGCUUUUGCAUGUGUAAUGUUAAAAACAGAAGAGCCUCUAGCUUAACCAGCUUCUGACUCAUCUCCUUUUACAUUUUUAAAUAAUGAUUGUGAACGUUUUUAAAGUUAUGUAAGUUCUUAUGCGCGCGUGUUUAAAUGUUGUCCUAUCAAAACUAACAAUUCACUCUUUUUUAACCAAUUUAAGGUCCCUCCAUCCCUGCCAGAAGUCUGAUGGCCACUGUCUUCUGUUUGCCCCUAAAUAAAGGGGAGUGUUGCCCUUAAGUAGGGGUGAGGGGUUGCUGGGAGGACCCUCCCAGCGAGGGUGCCAAGUCUGCCACAAAUCAGGGCUUCCUGGGCCCUCUGUAGUCAUUCUCCUGAGUACCACAUGAGUUGUUCACUUGAUAAGUGAGCCCUCUUCCUAGAGAGUUGAUGAUUCCUUCUCAAACCUGAAAUGGUGUGCAAUUCACACCCGUGCAGGUCAGAACCAGGAAUAGAAGAAAAUGAAGACCCCAGUAACCUUUCCUCGUUUAAAUAACACGCAACAAAUUAACUUACUUUUCUUCUUUUGUUGUUGUGUGUUUUAGGAAAAUGCUUCUUCCUUUCAAGUUUUAUAGCUUUUUAUAAAAUGCAUCCUGAUCAUAAUCAGGAGAACUGACCUUUCUAUCCACGAUGCUGCUGGACCCUGACCUGAGACUGAAGCCCACAGCUUAGAUUUACUUUCUAAAGUAGAACAGUUAGCCCUUGGUAUCUGCAGGGGGUUGGUUCCAGGACACCCUGCAGAUACUAAAAUCCGUGGACACUUAACUCCCUUCUAUAACAGGAAGGUUCGCCAGCCCUCUGUACCCGUGGGUUCUGCAUCCAGAGUUCUCUACCCUCCCCAAUUCUUCCCACCUCAAUGACAGGGGCUGACUGUAGUUUCCAGAAGGUACUUCUUUCUCCAACUGUCAGAAUCACUUUGAAACAAUGACUGUGACUUUUCUAGAAUUUUCUCACUUGAAGCUGUUCCAUGCCCAUAUUCCUGUCUUAGGCUUAGAGAACUCUUCUGUUCUGCUCCAUCUUGAUUGUUAAAUGAUCUCUGAAGCCCUCAUUGCUUUGGUCAAGUUGUGUGAUAUUUUUGCCCUUGGUGAAAAAUCAAUUUUUAAACAGUGAACCAGCCUGGAUAUUGUCAUGGAUAGAAUCAUUGCAGCCUUCUAUGCUGAUGACCAUUUAAACCUGUUUAAAUCAGAAAUGACACGGAGCAGUCAGAGGACCAUUCUGCAUCUCCGUAAGCACUUUUUAAACAUGAUCUUCUCUAGUACAAGCCCUCUUUUAGAUUUCUUUCUGGAUGUUUGUUUUAUUGACAGUUAACUAUUUCUUUGCCUUACUAUACAUUUAGGCUCAACUUAAAAUUGGUGCUUGUUAUAAGCAGAUCUGUAAAACCAGUUAUAGUUUUGGUGUUUUGGUAAAUAGCUGAGCUGGUGUAUUUAGAAAUGACCAUGAUGCUUCUGCUUCUGGGGAUGAGCAAAGAAGGCUCAACAGUGCCAGCUUCUCCCCACCACCGGGGCUCCACCCAACUGUAAACCAACGUUCAAGUUUAGUAACUUUUUGUAUUGAUGCCUAUAGAAACCGGUAAUAAAAAUGUGUACUACAGGUUUCCAUGUUUACAUGAAUGUUACCAAAAGGCUGUGUUUUCUUGGAUAAGAGGUCAGAAUUUAUGAACAACAGAUGCUGUGUGAAUGGAAUCAUUUUACAAUUAAGUGCAACUUCAUCAUAACUCAAAAGGUAAAUUUAAUCCAAAUGGAAAUUUUGUAUCAGCUAAGUUUAUCUUUGUGUGGAUUUCCCUGUUUUUAAUGGUUAUUAAUAUUUUAAUCAGGUAUCUUUUUUAAACAAAAACAAUAAACAGUGUACAUGUAAAACUUGAGAAAUUUUUUGCACUGCAUGAAUAAACCUUU